Selaginella moellendorffii is the source of this 1475-nucleotide messenger RNA. RefSeq lists its product as uncharacterized. Bases 157 to 1428 code for a protein of 423 amino acids. The record is from RefSeq and is a predicted model, not a curated record. NCBI's taxonomy places the organism in Eukaryota, Viridiplantae, Streptophyta, Lycopodiopsida, Selaginellales, Selaginellaceae. The transcript has a single exon.
GCGGACGGAAUGGAUCUCUGAUGGUGAUGGCGAUGGCGCUGGCGCAGUGGCUCGCGGCAUCCGAGGCGUAAGCGGUGCGAUCGCGGCGGCGAGCUCGGCAGCUAGAUCACGGUCCUAGGAUGCUGGUGAGCUCGCCGCUGAUGAAGGGCUUGUUCGAUGCCCCUCCCCAAUUCUGCCGUGGACGCGCUUGGCUUCGCGACGCUGCUCCUGGUGCUGGUGCUCCUCAUCCUCGGCGUCCUCUGCGCGGCCUAUGUUCUCCACUUCCGCUCCAAGAUCCACCACGACAAUCUCUUGGCGCUCAGGCAUUUUAAUUCCCUCUGGAUCGUUCGCCUCAUUCUCAUCCUCUUCGCGGUUCUCUGGGGAUUGGGCGAGCUCCUCCGGCUGCCACUGCUGCGAAAGAAGGGCUGGUUCCUCCACAGGCUUGGAUUCCGGUGGCAAGUCACCAGCUGCAAGAUCUACAUUCUCUCGUCGCUGGGGAUUCUCGAACCGUGCUUCUUCCUCACCGCGCUGUUCCUCGUCCAGGGAUCCAUCCGCAGCGCUCCCUUCACGCCGAGAAAGAGAUGGAACGGCAGAGUGAUCGUCUCGGUGCUGGGAUUUUGCGCUCCGGUGUUCCUCGCGCAAGUGUUCUUGGUGGUGGUGAGCCCGAUUGUUUGGGGGCGGCGGGAGGAGGAGGGCAGUGCGAGCUACAGGGCUGGCGGAGGAUUCGUCGAUCGAUUCAAGCUCCCGCACUACUUCACGCGGGUGUUCCAGGCGAUGGAGGUGGAGGAGAGGGAAAAGGUGGUGGUGGCGGCGGCGGUGUGCACGUAUCCUCUCCUGAGCACCGUUGUUCUUGGGAUGUUUGGCUGCGUCUACGUGAUCUACUUCCUCUACCUGGGCUGGAAGAUGGCGGCGCUGGUGAUCAACCGGAGGCUCCAGCUGCGGGUGUACGCGCUGGUGAUCGCGGUGGCGCUGCUGUUGCCGAUCCACGUCGUGUUCUUGGGGCUCUCGGUGCUCUCCCGGCCCAGCGAGCCGCUGUUCGAGGCGGUGGGAUUCCUGGGCUUCUUGACGGUGCUGCUGUGCACGACGGUGGGCGAAGGAAUUCUCGUGGUUCGUCCCAUUGCCGACGCGCUGGCGAUUCGGUGGCGAUAUGAGGAGGCCGCCUCCGCCAAAGCUUCGUCGCUCUGGGAGCCGCCGCCGCCAGUGAGAUCAUCAUCCUCGGAAGAACUUCCGCCUCAACGCCAGUUUGUAGUUCCUCUCACGGCGGCGGUCUUGGGUGACGAGUCUGCUACUGCUGGGGAUUCGAGAGUCGAGAAUAUAGAGAUUUCGAGACUGCACAAAGCUUUCCAGGCAGCGAUGGUGAAAUCGUCAUCGUCGUCUUCAUCGUCACCACCGAGUCCCACUCUUCCCGGAAGAACACUCGUCUCAUACACGAAUAGAAUACUGGUAUAGUUUCUUUACCUCAUCUUUGAUAAAAGAAAUACGUAUUUUUCCUCUUA